Messenger RNA from Marchantia polymorpha subsp. ruderalis, 940 nucleotides. Lineage: Eukaryota; Viridiplantae; Streptophyta; Marchantiopsida; Marchantiales; Marchantiaceae. The record is from the annotation of a GenBank genome assembly.
AUGUCGUCUGAAGGAGGUUCUGGGUCUGAGCUGCUCAUCGCCAACCUCUGCAGAUCCGACAGCCUUUGGGUUGAGGUCGACGAAGAAAAGGAUUUGAUUCAAAGGGCGACAUUGGAUGCGAUCGGAAAAGUGGCGUUUGGAGUAGACUUUCCCUCUCUGCCAUCUGCUCUUCCAAAGCUAUGGCCACACAUCGCGUUCGCUUCGGACUUGGACACCACCAUCGCCGUCAAGCGCUUCAGUGAUCCUUUCUGGGAGCUCAAGCGGUACAUGAACAUAGGUACCGAGAUGGUGCUACCGGAGCAAAUGCAGGUAGUGGAUGGGUUUACCUUUAGCCUGAUUGCUGACAGAAAAGCCGAGCUCAAGCAUCUUCAUGGACCCUGUAUGCGAGUGAUCUCCUUUCCAAAUUACGAUGAGAGACUACCACGCAGACAACCCCAGACGGACGAGUUACUGCGGCAUAUCCUCAUCAACUUCGUGAUCGCCAGUCGGGAUGCUAUUGGGGUGACACUCACGUGGCUUGUCUACGAGUUGAGUAUGCACUCAGAUGCGUCGCACAUACUGUACUUAGAGCUCCGAGACUAUGAGAGCAGGAGACAAUUCGAAUGCCAAUGUUCGGUGGAGCAGUAUUGGGAUGUCGACCUGCAAGACGAAGACUACGUUCGCAUGAUGGACACACGAAUUCGUGAAUUUGCUGCGCUGAUAGUCUCUGGACUAGCUGCCUUUCUUGCAUGCUUGCCUUCAGGAGACUCUUCGGCUUCACCCGGCGGUGCCUCUUGACCCCAGGGACAUAGAAGAAGACGACACACUUCCAGCAGGAGAAGUCUUCAUAAGCAGCAAGAAAGGGAACGUAGUCUUCAUUUCACCAUAUUCUAUGGCUCGAAUGACUUCUAUCUGGGGUCCGGAUGCUGCACAGUUCAACCUAGAUCGUUGGCUGCAGAGU